This is a messenger RNA of Heterostelium album PN500, 1383 nucleotides long. Its product is annotated as Kelch repeat-containing protein. The transcript has 4 exons. Gene Ontology annotation, molecular function: protein binding. Lineage: Eukaryota; Evosea; Eumycetozoa; Acytosteliales; Acytosteliaceae. The record is from RefSeq and is a predicted model, not a curated record. The coding region runs from base 1 to 1383 and encodes 460 amino acids.
AUGGAAUGUCUCACCAGUGGCAAUGAUCAUGAUGGCGGUGCACUCAUGUUUGGUAGUGCAAGUGUCGACGCAGCCACCACCACAUUGGCUCAUGUUGCUAUUUCACCUGACCUUUGCACAGCGAUUGCACCAUACUACAAUGUAGAUUCGAAUCAUCAGUCCCUAAGCAGAAUGUUGGAACUCCCCAAUGAAGUAACACUCAGAAUCCUAGCAGAGUUGGAACCAUCGGAUCUAAGCUCAGUUCAACUCACUUGCCAUACAUUCUAUCGUUUCUGUGAAGAAAAUACAAUUUGGAAAGCAAUCUGUAAAAGAAAAUGGUCAAGUUCACCUGUUUUCAAAAGAAGACCUCUAACAAGUUGGAGACAAUAUUAUUCAAGAAAAUUAUCUUUAUUAGAUAGUAAUAAUGGAUUAUGUUGGAUUGAAAUAAAAGCUUCUGGUGAAAAACCAUCUCCAAGAUAUCAGCAUACAAGUACUGUAAUUGGAAAAUAUAUUUAUUUAAUAGGAGGACAAGAAUUCCCUGAAAAACGAUUUAAUGAUAUUUUUAGAUAUGAUACUGAAUCAUAUACAUUUGAAAGAAUAUCACCAAGAAUGGGAAUACCACCAAAAUUCGCAAGACAUAGUGCUGUUGCUAUUGAAUCAAAAAUCUUUACAUUUGGUGGAUUCAAUGGAUUCAACAAACAUUUUAAUCUAUGUGUCUAUGACACAAUCGAAGAUUCUUGGGAAUAUAUUGAUUCAAAAGGAGAGAUUCCUAUUCCAAGAACCAAUCAUGCAGCUUCUGUAAUUGGAAAGAAUAUGUAUAUUUACGGUGGAAUGUACAAAGAAGCAAAUAAUGAAUUAAUUUUCUUGGAUGAUUUAGCAUGUUUUAAUUCUGAAACUCAUACAUGGAAAAAAUUAAAACCAACUGGUGAUAUACCUCCUGCAAAGUGUGGACAUAGAUUACUUACUUUUGAAAACAAAUUGUUGUUGUUUGGUGGUGGAUUCGGUUUCCAAUGGGAAAAGAAAUAUAAUGAUGUUCAUAUCUAUGAUCCUUUAGUGAACAAAUGGUCAAAAGUCAAUGUCAAAGGUGAAGCACCUGUAUGUACAUUUAGUACAUGCUUUAGUGCAGGACCUUUCCUAUUUGUAUUUGGUGGUCAAUCUAUAAAGUCGGAUUUGCUUACCAACGAUCUUUUCAUGUUGGACACUGUCAAUAUGGAAUGGACCAAGAUCGAAACACAAUGCCCUCCAUUCCCAAGAGAUAUGGGUUCUGGAAGUAUUGUUGGUUCUAAUAUGUACAUCUUUGGUGGAUAUAUGUCGCAAGCUAUCGAUGGCUUCGAUUGUCUUCAACUCAAGGGAAAACUUGAGUCUUUGAAUCAUCAAUUUCCAAGUUUAAGUCCACUCUCAUAA